This is a messenger RNA of Diabrotica balteata, 1601 nucleotides long. Lineage: Eukaryota; Metazoa; Arthropoda; Insecta; Coleoptera; Chrysomelidae. The record is from the annotation of a GenBank genome assembly.
GCAAAACUAGUGAAAAUUAAGUGAGUUCACCGCAAUGAAGGCGUUUAUAUUUGCGUUGCUAGUAGGCGUUUGCGUUGCCCAAAACGCUGACACCAACCCAAGACGUUUCCCCGCCAGUUUCAAACUUGGAGUAGCCAAUGCCGCAGCUCAAAUCGAAGGUGCCUGGGAGGAGGACGGCAAAGGAGAACACAUUUGGGAUAAUUGGGCUAAGGUUCGUCCAGAGAUGAUUUCCGAUAGAUCUACACCUGCUGUAGCUGCUGAUUCAUAUCACAAAUACAAAGAAGAUGUACGUCUAAUCAAGGAGAUGGGUCUUGAUGUUUAUCGUUAUCCAUUUCGUGGGCUAGAAUCUACCCAACAGGAUACCCAACUGCGGAACCUAAUGCAGCUGGUGUACAAUACUACAAAAACUUAUUGGCCGAAUGCAAACAGAAUGGAAUCCAAGUAAUGGCUACCCUUUACCACUGGGACUUGCCCCAACAACUCCAGGACGACUUCGGCGGUUGGCUCAACGAAACUGUUGUCGAUCUAUUCGCCGCCUUCGCUGAUGUUUCCUUCAAGCUCUUCGGUGACGACGUCACGUGGUGGAUCACCAUCAACGAGCCCAAACAAGUAUGCCACGCUGGAUACGGAGAUGGAUACUUCGCACCCGGUGUUGUUUUCCAGCGGCGUUGGAGAAUACGUUUGUGCCAGGAACGUGCUUCUAGCUCACGCAAAGGCUUAUCAUAAUUAUAAUGAUAACUACAAAGCUUCACAAGGAGGAAAAGUUUCUAUGGUAAUUGACACUCUUUGGUUUGAACCCGGCAGUGAUAGUGAUGCAGAUAAAGAUGCAGCCGAAAGAUUGUUACAAUUUGGGUUCGGUCUGUACGGUAACCCCAUCUUCAACGGAGAUUGGCCCAAACUCGUCAAAGACCGUGUAGCCAUGCGCAGCGAGAAGGAAGGAUUCAAACAGUCCCGUCUUCCAGCUUGGACGCAAGAGGAAAUCGAUUACAUCAAAGGCACUGGAGACUUCGUUGCUCUAAACCAUUAUGCCACUCACAUGGCUAACGGAACCAGCGAAGCACCCAUCGGAAAUCCCAGCUUUGGAUCCGAUAUUAGUGCUCUGGAAUGGGCUAGACCUGAAUGGCCAAAAGGCAAUGGAGAUUGGUUCUCGAUUGUUCCAUGGGGAUUAAGGAAACUUCUUGUUUGGUUGAAGGAUACCUACAAUGACCGGGAGAUUAUUAUUACUGAAAAUGGUUUAUCCGAUAGUACUGGAGUUUUAGAAGAUGACCAUAGAGUUGACUAUUUUAGAGAUUACAUCAGUAACUGCUUGGAUGCUAUCUAUGAAGAUAAUGUCAAUCUUAGUACUUACAUUGCCUGGAGUAUCAUUGACGAUUGGGAAUGGGGAGGUGGAUACACAUCAUUCUUGGGAAUGUACAAAGUUGAUUUCAACGAUCCUGAAAGGCCCAGAAUCAAGAGAAAAUCCGCGGACUACUUCACACAAAUCGUAAAGAACCGUUGUUUGGUUGAUGCAGACAAAUGUGUAGACUAAAUAUAUUUUCUGUGAAAAUUGUGACAUUUAUUUUAUAAAUAAACUUUAAAAACUGUGUUUAGCGAUCUUUUAA